Messenger RNA from Trichoderma breve, 978 nucleotides. Its product is annotated as fructosamine kinase domain-containing protein. Lineage: Eukaryota; Fungi; Ascomycota; Sordariomycetes; Hypocreales; Hypocreaceae. The transcript is spliced from 5 exons. Bases 1 to 978 code for a protein of 325 amino acids. The record is from RefSeq and is a predicted model, not a curated record.
AUGAACUACAACGGCGCAGAUGGCCUUGAAUUCGGGGCGGGAAAUACCAAAAUAGACCCAGCCUUGUUGAGGGGAUGCAAGGUCACAUCCACCGAGAGCCACGGCGUAAGCUUCUGGGCGCAGACAGGUCGCGUCGAUGUUCGGCUCCGCGAUGGUACACCGCAGUCCUUCUUCGUCAAGGUCAUUUCGAAAGAACUAGGCAUGAAUAUGACCAAGGGUGAAUUUCACUCAAUGAGCGCGAUGCACAGCGUCCUGCCUGAAUUUGUCCCAAGGCCCAUCGCUUGCGGCACCUACGAGACGAUCGCAGACACCCACUUCUUCCUCUGCGAGUUUCGAGAAAUGACUGACGAUAUGCCUGACCCUUACAAAUUUGCCGCUUUUCUGUCAGCACUGCACCAGAAAAGCGAAUCGCCUACUGGCAAGUUCGGAUUCCACAUCACCACCUACGCGGGAAACCUACCUCAGUUUGUGGCAUGGGAAGAUAGCUGGGAGGCAUUCUUCGCCAAGUCCAUGAGACAGGCGCUUGACCUGGAGAUUGAAAGGAAAGGUCCUAGUGAGGAGCUCGAUGUCCUCUCCCAUGCUCUGUUCGAAAAGGUCAUCCCGAGGCUCCUGAGGCCUCUCGAGAGUGACGGUCGAGUAGUGAAGCCCUCACUUAUUCAUGGAGACCUUUGGUACGCAAAUGCAGGGAUUGAUGCCGACGGCGACCAGCCUCUUGUCUUUGAUGCGUGCUGCUUCUUUGCGCACAACGAAUAUGAGUUUGGCCAGUGGCGACCGGCUUGCAAUAGGUUUGGGGAUGAGUACGUUGCUGCCUACAGCACAUUCACCCAGAUUUCGCCGCCGGAAGAAGAUUUUGAAGGCCGCCUAGACCUCUAUAGGCUGAGGUUUGACACCCAUGUAUCAGCGCUUUUUGUUGAUAACGAGACACUUCGCACACAGGUCCUUGACGUUAUGAGAGAUUUGGUCCACAGAUAUGGUUAG